Messenger RNA from Clonostachys rhizophaga, 3192 nucleotides. NCBI's taxonomy places the organism in Eukaryota, Fungi, Ascomycota, Sordariomycetes, Hypocreales, Bionectriaceae. The record is from the annotation of a GenBank genome assembly.
AUGGAGUCAGCGGCUCGCAAUGAUGAAAGAAAUAAGCUCUUUCAGAAGUUGAAGCCAUGCUGCGUUCAAAUCAGCCAGCUGGCCCUUAGAAAUGCCCAGGAGCACGCGGCGCAAGCCGAACUACUUGCUUUGACAGACCAGCUGUUGGGUAUCCUCAAUGACCAGAUUCGCACUAACCCUUUGGCCCUCGACGAGAAGUUGGCUGAAUACACAUUCUUCCCUCUCUAUCACAUAUUUCGCCAAAUAGACACCUUUUCAACGAGGCUGAUUGAGAAUUGCGUCAAAUCACUCAACAUCCUCAUUCUCCAUGGAUGGAAGUCUAAAAUAUCCCCCGAGAUGGCCAAGCAAGUCCUAAGUCUCCUGACCUUCAUCAUCGACGGAAUACCGGGGUCAAAGAAUAAGCGAGAUGUCGACGAAGAGACGGUCUUGGAAGCUUUCAGGGGCUUCACAGCUCUUUUCCAGGUCACUGCACAGUCCCCCACGGCCGCUGCAGGUUUGGCAGAAUCUGAUGCAAUCCCGGCCCUUGGUCAUGCCAUCACUGUUAUGCUCGAUGGGGUUGACAAGGGGGCCAAUAGCACUAUAAGUAUCGAAUCACUUCGUGCAAUCCAAGGCGUAUACACAGCAAUACGCGAACAGGCAGCUUUGGCAAACUUCCUCCCUGGGUGUAUUUCCAUACUGACAAAGGUCCUGUCAGCCCCAGCACGCUACAAAAAACUCGUCCUUGUACGAUCCUUGUCCACUUCCGCGUUAAUACUCACUCGUGUGCUUGGAGAUAUGCAAACAAGGUCGAUUCGUGCUAAAGCCGAGCGCAAGGAUGCCGAGAAUGAAGAUAAGGCUGCCCUUCUCAGUCCGGCCUGGUUGACGGCCACGGCCAAUCAAGUCAAGGUCGCCCUUUCAAAUAUGAUGAAACUUCGGUCUUACGACGAGCCGGAGGUCAGAGAAACGCUGCGAAGUCUAUGCAUGACUCUUCUAGAUGAGUGCCACGAUACUUUGUCGAAUUGCUCGAGAGUCUUGGUUGAGACCGCCAUCAUCCUUGACGACGUUGAAGCGAAAUCAUCCUUCACCGAAACAUCACUCAGGGACUUGAUUAGUAUAUACCCGGAGCUCGCAGACGAGGCGAAGGAGACCGUUUAUGGCUGGUUGUCAAGUCUACCACGUCUUAUGCAGGCCAGCGACGACGAUAUGAAAAGCAAGGCCGUUCAUAGCCUAUCAAAGGGAAUGAAGCUCCUCCAAGACCUUGACAUUGAGUCAUCGACCGUUCAAGACACACUGGGAAAUGCGUUGAUCGACACUAUUGUCUCAGCAAUGAAUACAAAUAAGCCACAGACAUCAAUCCAAGGAACAGAUGUCCAACUACUGUCUGGGACUAGCGGUCUCGUAGUAGAAGGCUCUCAAGGCUCCAGUUAUCCACCAAUUGUGUUCAGUCAAGAGAGCCAAAGAGGCCUUAGGGCUGAGAUUGGGAGGCUACUCAAUGUUCUCGGGUCGAAUACGACCUCUUCUGGGUUAGCUACGAGCUUUCUGGAAUACAUACAGAACCCAGGCACCGUCAGCCAAGUAGCUGCUUUCUGGGCUUGCUUUGAAUUGGUCAAGGCAUCGCACCAAUCUUCGGCCGACGCUUCGGAACUGUUUGAUUUAUCUUCAUUUGAUCAAGGUGACGAGGCCGAAGACAUCGAUUUGGUCUUCCGCGAAUUAUACUCCUUCUCUGUGCAGACACUGGACGCGCAUACCCAGGCUUCUAGCAUAGAUUGGCGACUGGAGGCGACCGCUCUUGAAGUCACAGCAUAUGCAGCAAAACGAUCGGGAUCGGCGUUCCGCCCUGAACUUAUUGAUGUCCUUUUCCCUAUUGUCACAUUUCUCGGUUCAGAUAAUCCAAGUCUGCAGCAACAUGGGAUAUUGACGCUCAACAGCAUGGCUCAGAGCUGCGAGUAUGCAAACGUUUCCGAACUAAUUGUCGAGAACGUGGACUAUAUGGUCAACUCGGUCGCUCUACGUCUUAAUACUCUCGAUAUAUCUCCCGCAUCAACCAAUGUUCUAACCAUGAUGAUCCGUCUGGCUGGCCCUCGUCUGGUGCCGUUCCUUGAUGACGUGGUUGAGUCUAUUUUUGCCGCGUUGGAGAAUUAUCAUGGCUACACUAACUUCGUGGAGUCUCUUUUCUCCGUUCUUCAGGAGCUUGUGAACCAGGCAGUCGUCUCGGACAUGCUUCUGCUUGAUGGUCAAAGUCACUCAGAUCACAAGCAUAGCAAGAAAAGCCCGCAGGUGGACGGCCUCAAAGGCCUGGCAGAUUUCAUCUCACGGCGGCAGUCUCGUAAGCUACGGGAGGAUGAGGAGAGGAGAACAGGUGAAUCCACACGUGGCCACCCAACUGCUCCAUGGGGCGACGAGGGGCCUGAAAAAGAUGAAGAAAUGCCAGGUUCUGAACCGGACAAAGAGAAGCCCCCAAAUUCCAUGACAUACCAGCUUCUGCUUCGCAUUACGAAUCUGACACAGCACUACCUGACCUCUCCAGUUCCCCGACUUAGAAGAGCUCUACUUGAAAUUCUCUCCAAAUCAUCUCCGGCUCUAGCAGCCGAUGAAGAUUCGUUUCUUCCUCUCAUCAAUGCUAUCUGGCCCGUGGUUGUGGAUAGGCUCUACGAUUCCGAGACAUUCAUCUCCAUAGAAGCAUGCCAUGCACUGUCCGAAAUGUGUGCCAGUGGCGGAGAUUUCCUCGCCUCUCGCUUCGAGACGGAGUGGGCGGCGAGGCUCGGUGAGUGGUGCAGAAAGGUAAAACGUCAGGUUCAGGCCACCGGAUCACAUUCAGCGACAUCUGUCCAGCAAUCCGUGUCAGCGCCAACAGAGAGUCAUAUCCUACUACCUACAUCAACCGGCGAGUUGGUCAAGUCAACUAGGAAGCAGUCCGCAGUGCUAUCCAGCGACUUGGGGCAACACGCUUCUCCAGUUCGGGUUUGGGAAGCUGUGGUAGGGCUCUUGAAGUCUAUGGUGACAUACGUCAAACUGACGGACGUUAUGUUUGAAGAAAUAUUGGUUCUACUGGCCGAAGUUAUGGAGAGAAGCAAGGAGGUGAGAGAAGCAUUGGAGGUCAUUAAUGCCGAUGCUGUCUGGAUAAUGAGAUAUGAUCGUGGGCUUGUGGCUCAUGUACAGACACCUCUGAUGGAUGAUGUAUCAUUUGCGCAUAUGCAACCGCAAGCAGCAUAG